Messenger RNA from Penicillium macrosclerotiorum, 1107 nucleotides. RefSeq lists its product as uncharacterized. NCBI's taxonomy places the organism in Eukaryota, Fungi, Ascomycota, Eurotiomycetes, Eurotiales, Aspergillaceae. The transcript has a single exon. The coding region runs from base 1 to 1107 and encodes 368 amino acids. The record is from RefSeq and is a predicted model, not a curated record.
AUGAUGUCCCUGAAGACGAUCUUUUUGAUGGGCGCUCCAUUGCCAAGCAGUUUGGAUUGGGAUCAUGAUCAACUUCUCAAUGCAGCCAUGCAGCCGUUCCAAGACAGACACUCGCCGGAACUACAAAGAACUUCAACAGACCAAGGGCCUAUAAGCUCCAGCCAACGACCCGCCAAGUGGAGGGUUCUCCAGCCUCGGCUGCUCGAAAGACCGAAUGUUCAUCAUGAUUUUUACUAUGGGACAGAACAUCCCAGCUUCUUGAUUUCCAAUCAAUUGAUGACUGCAGAGAAUGAUUCCUCGCAGGAGGAAGACUCGAUACUUUCCGAGUUCUACGACCGUUCAUUUCAGGUGCAUGAAACACAGGAGAUCUCACUCUCAAGACUACAAGAAUAUUCCACACAAGAAAACAGAGCAGCACUGGAGAGUAUAGAAGUAUCUACUACCUGCGCUCCUACCGAACAAGACGGGCAUGCCAUACCUUCUUUCCGCAUUCCAGGCUCUCUUUCCGAUCUACAGGAUCUCCCCACUGCGAGUUAUCUAGAGUCCAUCACGCCACAGACGAUCACGGUCAACCUGAUUGUUGGAAUCAUUGCUGUCCAUCCACCGCGGCGCGUGGUGACUCGCCAAUGGAAAAGUGAAUUUGAUAUCAUCGAAAUGGUUGUCGGGGACGAGACAAGAACUGGCUUUGGGGUCAACUUCUGGCUCCCAGCGGCAAAGCCAUUGGCCGCCAAGACCCAUGAGGCCGAUCGCCUUGGUCGAUCACUUGCUAUGCUCCGUCCACAAGACAUCAUCUUGCUUCGAACUGUAGGGCUCGGUUCCUUCCGGGAUCGGGUCUACGGGCAGAGUCUACGCGGCGGGAUGACCCAAGUUGACUUAUUGCACCGGCAGCCAGUAGAUGUGACGGAUGCGGGUGGGCUAUUCGAAGGUAUUCUCCAACGGAGUAGCUUUCCCGACACUUCAAUCGCCGAUCUGUCGCUAGAAAAGGCUCGCAGAGUACGAGAAUGGAUCCUCCGGUUUGUGAGUGCGACGACGGAUGCAGCAGGCGGUCACCUCUCCGGAAUGUCUCAGACACAACGUGGCCAUCGACUGCCCCCGGACACGCAGUAA